Molecule: messenger RNA, 2227 nt
Organism: Polyodon spathula (Mississippi paddlefish)
Lineage: Eukaryota; Metazoa; Chordata; Actinopteri; Acipenseriformes; Polyodontidae
Product: G-protein coupled receptor 61-like
Exons: 3
Coding region: 801-2177 (458 amino acids)
Biological process (GO): G protein-coupled receptor signaling pathway
Cellular component (GO): signaling receptor complex; plasma membrane; endosome
Molecular function (GO): G protein-coupled receptor activity
Source: RefSeq, a predicted model, not a curated record
AAAAAAUCAGCCACGUCACGUCACGGGGCUGUUUAUUAAACGCUGAGAAACUUCAACGGGUGACCCUGUCAACAGUAUAUAAGGCCGAGGGUAGUCAGCUGUUAACUGGCCACAUUGUACCAUCCGUGCUCCAGAUGAACCGAGCGAGGAGCGGCGCGCCGGGCUCUAGGACCCGGGGGGAAUGCGUGUGCUGGGUGCCGCUGCCUGUCACCCUUCUCUGCAGUGUCUCGAUGCAUUAGAUUCAGGGGAAGAAACUCUGAUCAGCUGCAUCUGGACCGUCUCACUCAUCCAGGACAAUAGAAAGCACACACGCAGCAGCCAAGAGACUCUAUCCUUCUAGCGACCUUAAAGAACGACACCACAUACUGCAAUAAAGACAAUUGCAUGACGGCAGAUCAGAUUUCCACGAGCAUCAAUGAUAUGUGGUAUUCUGAUCUGGAAAAAAAAUAACAGACGAGGCAGCCAUGAGUGGGCAAAGAUGAUCUAAGAUUAUCAGAGGCCAUCUACCCAGCCAACAGGGUCAUCCGCCCGCACAGCGUCUACAGCUCCACGGGCAUUCUCAGGGAACCAGCCAACCUCCACUCAGCACCAGGACCUGGACGCAACUAUGAAGGACCUGUUUGGAUGACUUCCGUUCCUCCUGAAAGUGUCCUUCUUGCAGUGAUGUCCCUCAACACCCUGGGUUGCCUUCCUCAGGGACUGAGAACUCCAGAGAAGCACUGAGCAUCACCCCUGGCUGGAAGGAGGAUGGGUGAUGGAUCUGUGAGCCUCAGUGUUGCAUCGCUGCCUUCGCCACGCCGAUGGAGCUUCCAGCUUCGAACGCGCCGUGGGCCGUCGGGAACGCCUCCGAGCCGGACUUGUAUCUCCAGACCUCCCAGCAGCUCUCGGCACGCCCUGGCAACUCCUCCCUGCCCUCCCAGGAAGGCAGCGUGGUCUCCCAGUCCAUAGCUCUCUUCUUCAUGCUGCUCGUCGACCUCGUGGCCGUGGUGGGCAACAUCGCCGUGAUGACCGUCAUCGCCAAGACCCCGCAGCUGAGGAAGUUUGUCUUCGUGUUCCACUUGUGCCUGGUGGACCUCGUGGCUGCGCUGAUUCUGAUGCCCCUGGGGAUGCUCUCCAGCUCCUCUCUGUUUGAUCGAGCCUUCUUCAGCGAGGCCCUGUGCAGGGGCUACCUCUUUCUGAGCGUCUGCUUCAUCAGCGUGGUCAUCCUCUCCAUCUCCGCCAUCAACAUCGAGCGCUACUACUACGUCGUCCACCCCAUGCGCUAUGAGGUCAAGAUGACCGUCAGCCUGGUGGUCUCGGUGCUGGUCUGCGUCUGGAUCAAAGCCAUCGUGAUGUCCGUAGUCCCUCUGCUCGGCUGGAGCUCCCAAGGAUCCUUGCAGGUCAAUGGGCAUUGCUCACUGCAGUGGAGUGGAGGGAACCGAAAGCUCUUUAUCGUGUUUUUCAGCCUCUUCUAUUUCCUCUGCCCGGUUUUCAUUAUCUUGGUGGUGUACUGCAGCAUGUUCAAAGUAGCCAGGGUGGCUGCCAUGCACCAUGGCCCUCUCCCGACGUGGAUGGACACUCCCCGUCAGAGAUCCGAGUCCCUCAGUAGCAGGUCGACCAUGGUCACCGGCUCUGAGGCGGCAAGGACCACCCCGCAGCGGGCGUUUGGAGGGGGCAAGGCAGCUGUGAUCCUGGUAGCCGUGGGAGGCCAGUUCCUCUUCUGCUGGCUGCCCUACUUCUCCUUCCACCUCUACUCCGCCCUGGCCACGGCUGAGCCCGCUUCGGCUGCCCAGCUGGAGAGCGUCGUCACCUGGAUCGGCUUCUUCUGCUUCACCUCUAACCCGUUCUUCUACGGCUGCCUGAAUCGGCAGAUCCGCGGGGAGCUCAGCAAGCUCCUCACCUGCUUCUUCAAGCGCUCCCCGGAGGAGGACAGGCUGCCCAGCAGGGAAGCCUCCAUCGAGGAGAACUUCCUCCAGUUUCUGCAAGGCACCGGCUGCAACCUGGAGAACGGCAACCCCAACAGCACCUCCAGCCCCAAGCGGGACCCUCAGCAGCAGCAGAUUCCCAUUGAUUUCAGGAUACCAGGACAGAUAGUGGAGGAGACCUCAGAGUUCAUGGAUCAGCACCCUCUCAACAGUGAUGUAACCAUAUCGGACAACUGCAUAAGAACCAUGCCUUCUGCUAAAGCAGAGGUGUAACACUAAUAAUAAUAAUAAUAAUAAUAAUAUAAUAAUAAUAAUAAUAAUUA